GAUACAGUACCGCAGGAUAUCUGAGGGUCAGAGACAAGAGAUCAUUACCUGCUUUAGACCAGAGGAAGGAGAAGUGCCUUUUUGUCAACCUUCUACAGUGGUGACACUGAACACACAGAAUCUUGACCAUGAGAAGUGUGCGUGUGUGUUUCUGCCUGGCUCUGCUGCUGCCUUGGUGCAUCCAGAGUCAGAGGAGCAAUCCCGCUCUUGCUAAACUCGAUGAGGACACACAGAGGGGCAUGCUGGCUGUCGACAUCCUGAACCGCAGCGGUUUGUUGAACUCAUUGCUCCGAUCAGAGCAUCACAUUGUGCUCCGGCCAGAACGAGCCCCUCGCCCAGCCUCCCAGGUGCCAAAGAGAGCCCAGCAGGGGUCUCGCUUCGCCCUGUCCCUCGAUGUUCCCACCAGUAUCCUCAGUGUCCUCAUAGACCUGGCCAAGAAUCAGGACAUGAGAACCAAGGCGGCAGCCAACGCAGAACUGAUGGCACGAAUAGGCAAGAGGAAAUAAGAUGCGGGGCCCCUGGGAGCUGUCAGGGGCUCAAUGGACGAAGUCUCACCUCACAGAGGAGUUCUCACAUUGUUGCAGCGACACUAUUAGAAACAAUGCUAGUUCAGGUGAAAACAGUCAUUACGGUCAGUAUCUGUCCUUUAGAGCUUAGAUCUGCUUUACUUUUAUACCACACUCUACACCCAGACUCCUCCAUGGACUGAAUGAAACAGAAGAUAAAAGAAAGAAUGAUG
Messenger RNA from Epinephelus fuscoguttatus (brown-marbled grouper), 739 nucleotides. Its product is annotated as urocortin-3-like. The transcript has 2 exons. Bases 129 to 506 code for a protein of 125 amino acids. The record is from RefSeq and is a predicted model, not a curated record. Gene Ontology annotation, cellular component: extracellular region. NCBI's taxonomy places the organism in Eukaryota, Metazoa, Chordata, Actinopteri, Perciformes, Serranidae. Gene Ontology annotation, biological process: digestion; adenylate cyclase-activating G protein-coupled receptor signaling pathway; cellular response to nutrient levels. Gene Ontology annotation, molecular function: hormone activity; corticotropin-releasing hormone receptor 2 binding.